AAAUUUCACAAGCUAAAAAAGAAAUUACAAAGUUAAAAAUAUAAAAUAAAAAAAUAUACAGAAGAAAAAAAAUAAAAAAAUAUUUAGAAAAUUGAAAACAUAAAAAUACAGAUACAAAAAAUUAAAAAAAAAUACCUUUAAAAAAAAUAACACAAUAUUUGAAAACAUUAAAAGGGAAUUUAAUCAGAUAAACAAAAAGUAGGGAGUAAAAUUAAAACAAAAAAAAAAUAACUACGAAAACCUUUAAAAUUGCAAUUAAAUAAAUUAGUAAGACUUAGUUACCUAUAUAAAAAAAAACCCACUAUGCGUUCCCUACCAAUGCUUUGGCGUAUGGCCGAGGAUAUGUCCCGGAUGCCACGCCUUGCCUCGCCCUUUCACGCCUUCUUCCACGAGCCGCCCGUUUGGAGUGUGGCGCUUCCGAGGAACUGGCAGCAAAUUGCCCGCUGGCAGGAGCAGCAGUUCGCCCCACCGGCCACCAUUAACAAGGAUGGCUACAAACUCACCCUGGACGUCAAGGACUAUAGCGAGCUGAAGGUGAAGGUGCUGGACGAGAGCAUUGUCUUGGUGGAGGGUAAAUCUGAACAGCAGGAUGGCGAACAGGGAAGCUAUACGUCCAGACACUUUCUUCGGCGCUUCGUCCUGCCAGAGGGAUACGAGGCCGACAAGGUGACUUCCAAUCUGAGCAGCGAUGGAGUCCUGACCAUUACUGUGCCCAAUCCACCGGCGGUGCAGGAGACAAUCAAGGAGCGAGUGGUGCCUAUCGAGCAGACCGGCGAACCUUCUAAAAAAUCCGCAGAUGAACCCAAGAGCGAGACUAGUCAACAAUAACGACAUUAUCUGUGACUGAAAUACAACAAAUGCUAGUGAACCCCUUAUGUUUAGAUACCCCAUCCUAACCAAUUUAAUUUAAUUGUUGAAUUGUUAACUUUUAGAUUUUGUAACCUGUAUACCCCUAAAUUACAUAUAUUAUAUGUAUUUAGAAAAAAUAAAUUUUAAAAUCAUUAUUUAGCCAAA
Messenger RNA from Drosophila rhopaloa, 1014 nucleotides. RefSeq names its product heat shock protein 22. Gene Ontology annotation, molecular function: protein folding chaperone. Lineage: Eukaryota; Metazoa; Arthropoda; Insecta; Diptera; Drosophilidae. The coding region runs from base 304 to 828 and encodes 174 amino acids. The transcript has a single exon. The record is from RefSeq and is a predicted model, not a curated record. Gene Ontology annotation, biological process: protein refolding; response to heat.